Solea senegalensis (Senegalese sole) is the source of this 5575-nucleotide messenger RNA. RefSeq names its product zinc finger DHHC-type palmitoyltransferase 5b (gene zdhhc5b). Gene Ontology annotation, molecular function: palmitoyltransferase activity. Lineage: Eukaryota; Metazoa; Chordata; Actinopteri; Pleuronectiformes; Soleidae. The transcript is spliced from 12 exons. The record is from RefSeq and is a predicted model, not a curated record. The coding region runs from base 1499 to 3676 and encodes 725 amino acids. Gene Ontology annotation, biological process: protein palmitoylation.
UUGACAUUAGAUGCCUGCGUUACCUGCUGUUCGUGGUGACGGUUUAGUUUAAAGUAGCCGUAGUUAUCUCGUCAGUGAGAGCUAUUCGAAGAAGCGAGUGUAAAGCUAGCACGGUAUACAAGUAUUGCAAGCUAACUCGCUUAGCUGUGGUUAAGGACUGAGCGGUUUUGCAAAAAAAACUUUCGAGGCUUGGUAAGAGCUAACUGAUUAUCAAGGACACCCAACAGCUCACAGAGCCCAUGAAUGAGAGAAGACAAUUGGACAAAGCAAAGGAUUAAAUGGAUCUGACAACCUAACUUCAUAUCUGCACAUGGCUUUAUUUAAGAGAUGCAAAAUGGGCAAGGAAGUCUGUCUGCAGAGAAUUUGGAGGCUUCAAAGGUCUCUACAUGUAGCCUCCCCCAAGUGCAGUGACUCCUCUGUGACGUACACAGAGCAUCUUUUUGGAAUGAGUUGAUUUUGUCCCCAUACUGGCACAAAGACUGAAGGCAGGGGGUGUCAAGAGAUCCAGGGGACUCUGCUUUGGUUUAUUUUUCUUUUAAAGGCAAGGCUAGACAUAAUGAAAACUUUUGGUUGUUUAUAGCAGCCUUUUUAAAUAAAUUCCAGCUGGACUUUUGGUUGCUAUCAAGCCACUAUACUCAACUGGUUUGAACAAUAAUUUGUUUUCGUGUUUUUUCCCCGUCCGUCGAAGUUUAAAAUGCUGGCGUUCUUCCCCCUGCUGUAAUCCCCAGUUUCUUCCACCUACCCAGUGCCUGAAUAAGCACCCCCCACCCCCUCGGGACAAUCACAGAAGUCAUCAACAGCUGCUCAGCUCUAUUCUCUGCCUGUGUUCCUCCACAUGCUUCUGCUCUCAGCCUGCUGGCUAUCCACCUACUACCUCUUUGAUUUCUGGGUGUUUUCUCUUCAUGUUCCUUAUUUUCUGUGUGCAUUAUUAAAACACUAGCAUAGUGAUGAGCAUUAAUUCAAUUCAAUUCAAAUUAAGCACACAACAUUGGAUUGGAGAGAAACCUAGAUUGCGCCAAUUUUAGUUGCAAUUGUAUAUGCACAACAGUGUUUGGGUUGCACUGGUGCCACAGAGCAUCUUAAGAAUAGAUUUAUUUAUAUUUUUGCACCAAAUACAGUUACAUCUAAGCCAUACAAAACAAUAUUUAUAAUUGACACAUAUUUUUGUAUCACAUUGCUUUAUAUAGUUUUACUUUUUUAUGCUUCUUAUAAUAUCAUGCACACACAUUUACAAAAAUCUACACACAUGCAACUAGAGGAGUAUAUUACUUAAAAAAUAAAAAGAUUGUUUUUGAGUAAUUAUAUUAGUGCUAGGAGAUUAGUAUCUAGUGAGUUGCUGCUUUGCAUAGUGUUCGUUUUCCUAUCCAGUGUGUGGUCAUGGCCCUUCCUCCCAAACAAACGCCAUAUUUGCCAUUGUGACCUGUAAAGCACACUUAACAGGAGGUAGGCGGUAGAUAUCUACCUCUCUCUCUCUUCCUCCCCUCUGUCUCUGUGUCUGAUGCCGGGCUUCAGCGGUGGGGGGAUUGGGGGAGGAGUGGGUGGUCCCGCUUCUACUCCUCCCCGUUCAAUACGACCAAGCCGAUAUGUUCCAGUGUCUGCAGCCACCACUUUUCUUGUUGGAUCCACCACCCUGUUCUUCUGCUUCACGUGCCCAUGGUUGUCUGAGUAUUUCUCCUCUGUCAUUCCCAUCUACAUUGCUGUGAUCUUCCUCUUCACCCUCGCCAACUUUUACAUGGCUACUUUCAUGGACCCAGGAGUAUUUCCCAGAGCGGAAGAGGACGAGGAUAAAGAGGACGAUUUUCGCGCUCCGCUCUAUAAGACAGUGGAGAUCAAAGGCAUCCAGGUGCGCAUGAAGUGGUGUUCAACCUGCCGCUUCUAUCGCCCGCCACGGUGCUCUCACUGCUCAGUCUGUGACAACUGUGUGGAGGAUUUUGACCACCACUGUCCUUGGGUGAACAACUGCAUUGGUCGAAGGAAUUAUCGCUAUUUCUUCCUUUUCCUGCUAUCGCUUACCACCCACAUCAUUAACGUAUUUGGAUUUGGUUUGGUAUUUGUUUUACACCACCGUCAGCAGCUGGAUACGCCACAUGCUGCGGUUACUAUGGCUGUAAUGUGUGUGGCUGGUCUGUUUUUUGUCCCAGUCGCUGGCCUGACUGGGUUCCACAUAGUGCUUGUUGCUCGCGGCAGGACCACAAAUGAACAGGUGACAGGAAAGUUUCGGGGUGGCGUUAACCCUUUCACCAAUGGUUGCCUGAGGAAUAUUUCUUAUGUGCUCUGCAGCUCCCAGGCCCCUAGGUACGUGGGCAGGUGGCGGAGCCCUCAAUCAGUGGAAAUACAGACGCCAUUUCUUAGACCGCCUCUCACUGAGGCCCAACUUGAAGCCAAGAUCCUGGACAAUGGCAUCCAGAAUGACCGACACAGUGCCAGGUCCAAGAGCAGUCUAGAUCAGAUGGAGAGCCAGUCAGCUGAUGCAGAGCCUCCACCUCCUCCAAAGCCAGAACUGCGUUAUGCUGGCCUGCCUCGUGCUGACACAGAGGAGAGCAGUUUGUUGACUGAAGCUCCACCUACACCAUCAAUGUAUAAGUACAGACCAGCCUACAACAGCCCAGGAAGGAACCACACUGCGCUCACACACCCCAGCAAGAUGAUUCGUGGAGAGAGUCUUGACUCUCCAUCUCCCUCUAUCCUCCAAUCCAGCCGCCAACCUAGCUAUCGCUCAGAGCCAAGCAGCCUAGAUGGGGUCACGAUGGUGGGGGGAGGUAUAGGUGCGCGCAGAGGGGGAGGGGAGAGGGGUGAGGGCCCCGGAGGCCCUGUCGGGCCUGCUGGGGGGGUGUCGGCAGGCAUGUCGGGUUACUCCCUGACUGGCCGCUCCUACACCUCCUACCCAUCCUCACUCGUUCUGUCCACUGGUGGCUCGCGGUCCUCCAGCCUGCGCUCAGCGCACCCAGCUCAUAACCCUCUGUCCACGCUCCAAUCAGAAGGCACUACAGACACCAGCUACAAAAGCCUGGCCAAUCAAACACCUCGGAAUGGCAGCCUGUCUUAUGACAGCCUACUGACACCAUCCGAUAGCCCAGAGUUUGAGUCAGCCGCCCAUGAGCUGUCACCGCAGAAGCCGUAUGCUCCAUUUCCCUCGGCACCUAUAACAGACCGCCAUGAGGUGGUGUUGCCCAGUACCCCGCUGCAGGGCUACAUGUCGCCCUUCCUCUCAGCUCAGAUCGCCCAGCAGAGGGAGGGGCAGCUACUCCAGGGCUCUGCCACUUUCUCCUCCCCUCACAGGGCCUACCUGCGUGCCAUCAGCCCUCCCCCUCCUUCCUUCGUUGGGCCUCCUGAGACCCAGCACCUGCUCCUGCAUAACCAAGAAAACUCUGCCCGAGGCCUUCGUAACCCUUCCUCCUCAUCCUCAUCCCCUGGGGCUCGUUCACAAGAAUCCCCUCUCUCUCCUCCACCUCGCGGCCUCUCUCUGGGCAAGUCUCAGACUUACACUGUAGAGGCAGGGCAUCAGCACAAACCUCGACCUGCAGGAGGAGGCACUGUGCUGGGAGGGGGAGGAGCCGGAGGAGGGCAACAGGCUCCACAAUUCACCUCUCGCCCACUCUCGGCCACAUCCAAACCAGGGGGCGGGGUGAAGAAGGUGACUGGAGUCGGAGGGACCACUUAUGAGAUAUCGGUUUGAGUGACGGGCUUCCUCCAUGACCUAUCACGGGGGGGGGGAGUUACUGGACUACUUCCACUUGCCUCUUCAUUGAGCUGGACUUCCUCCACAAACGUGGGCUUCUGAAAAAUUACAAUUUUCCCGCUGUAACGGGCUAAAGGAGCGUUUGAUCCUCAAUUUGUUGUCUUUGUGACGCCAAUGGCUCUUCGCCUUUGCCGACCUUUCAAAUUUGAACAAAGAGGAAAUGGACAGUGGACACUUUUUACCAGAAUCAUUUUGUCUCCUUUCAGCCACUUUGUGAGCCAUAGACUGAUGUGACUGCAUCAUCACAGCUGUGUACAGAUUUGUCACACAGCUGUUCACUGAUUUUUCUGUUUUACUUUGGUACAUUAGAACAGUACAAAGUACUGACUGUAGUCUCUUCCACUUAAAGAAAGGAUGGCCUUUAUCCAGUGGAUAUCAAAUUAAAGUGGGAGGAUUAAGGACCAUUGAACCAAGUGAAACGCCUUUUCCACUGUCUGGACGGACCACACAGCCUGUUGAUGGGAGUGUCAUGGAGAAAAGAGUCCAACCUAUAAACACAGUAUCAUUUAGUUUUAUAAAUCUUUUUAAAAAUAUUGUUUUAUAUACAUGUAUAAAAUCUUACAGAUUAUUAUUGGGUCAGAUUGUCAGCUAUUGACGACGGUGGCAGAUGUACUGUGUGUAAUUAUUCAUGAAAGUAAUUUUAGAUCAGUUGACUGUCUAUAUUUGAUGGCUGCAUCAGCCAAUCAUGAGCUCUUGCUGGAACUUUCAUUGUCCAAAGAGAUGGAUGACCCUGUGUUGACCGCCGAUGUGGCAAAUUAUUGAGCUGAUUUAAAAAAAAAAAAAAAGACCACAAAGAAAUUUCCGAAUCAUGAUUCCAGCACAAGUAUCUUUGUGGAAUGUAAACUUGUAAUGUUGAUGCUAGAGUCAUUAUGCAAAAUCAGUUUGUAGCUUUAAGAACAUUUCAUGUUUAUUUGGUGUUUGUUUUUUUUCUGUGAUCCUCUGUCUGUCAGUAGAGACACAAGCAGAACCUUUAAAAGACGGUCAGCCAAAUAGAGGCAGCGUGGGAAGGGCUUAUUUAUUUCACCAGACAAAACAACCAUAUAGUUCUGGACAUAGUUUCAAACCUGUCCUCAUCAGUUUGGUCUUUUUUUCCUGAAAAAAAGUUUAUGAAUGAAAUUGUAAAUGCAAUAUGCCACUGAAAAGUUUCGAGGAGUGACUGGCAAUUGUUUUAUUUGCCUUGAGACCAUUCAUAGAGAAACAAUUAUAUAUAUAUAUAUAUUUUAUAUACAAUCUUCUGAGGACGGGCCAACUUGUUAAUUUUGAGAGCUUUUUUUUCCUAAAGGUACAAAUAUUUUUUACCCUCAUGUGAGCUUGUCCUCCAGGAUGAGGCAUUGCACUCAAAGGUGUUUAAUUUUAUUUUCUAUCCAGGCCCACAGCAGUGUCUGCAGCAGGCCAAAUCUGGCUUUGUACCUUUAUUCAUUUUCAGCCCCUGUUCCCUCCCCAAGGCUUUGUCUACAGCGUGCAUGUGAUUUUUGGUUUGUGGUGCUGAAUGCUUCACUAGUGUGCAUACCCGUGAGAAUAUUGUCAAAUGUCUACCUGGUCCAUGUGUGGGUGGUGUAAUGGCACCAGCAGCCAUCGUACAGAGAUAAAGAGAACAGUGUUACUUUCUUCCUUCUCUGGUCAAAUAUGGUGACCAUUGAACAAUUUGAAGCCAUGUGAGAAAAGUAAGUAUACUUCUGUGCGAGAUGAAAUAUCCCUACUGUGGGCUGUGAUGAAUGGAAGGAGUUUCACCAAUAUCUAAUGAGUACAUUAAAGACAUUUCUAAAAAUGGCCUUAUCAAUAAUUUCUAAAAGUCUUCUCGGAAUAAAUGGUCAAUCUGAUGAAAAACCAAGCACA